Sus scrofa (pig) is the source of this 2900-nucleotide messenger RNA. NCBI's taxonomy places the organism in Eukaryota, Metazoa, Chordata, Mammalia, Artiodactyla, Suidae. The record is from RefSeq and is a predicted model, not a curated record.
UUAAUGUGUUUGUAGGAGAAGGCAAGCACCUCUGCCAUCUUGAUCAUUUUCUUCCAGAUAAGAUCUUGAUACCGGUAUAGCAGAAGAGGUAAACUGCUAAGUGGUUAUCUGCUUUAGAACUUUUUAAUUGUAUCUGUAAAGUUAAAGCAUGAAAUAUUUUUUAGGCUUUUGUUAUAUCUAGUUUCUAUAUUUUGUGAAAGUAUUUUCCAUUGUUCUUGCUAUUAAUAUAUCCUGCCAUUUUCAGGUAAUUACAGCCAAACUUACACAAGUAAGUUCCAAUAUGCCUUCCAGCCCUGAUAGUUCUUCCGAUUCCUCAACUGGAUCUCCUGGAAAUAUUUGUCAUCGCUAUAGUGACGGUCCUAAUCCAGAAGUGGAACGCUGUUUGCCUGGAGUGAUAAUGUCACAACAUCCCAGGUAUAUCUCUUUCCUUUGGCAAGUUGCAGAUUUAGGUAGCAAUCUGAAUAUGCCACCUCUUAGAGAUGGAGCAAGAAUACUUAUGAAACUCAUGCCAAUAGAUAGCACAACAGUAGAAAAAUUAAGAGCUAUUUGUUUGGACCAGGCAAAACUUGGAGAAAAUAACCUUGGACAGUCUAUUGAUUCACUUUUCUUUGGUCCUUCUGCUUCCCAAGUCCUAUACCUAACAGAGGUAGUUUAUGCCUUGUUAAUGCCUGCUGGUACACCUUUGGCAGAUGACUCCUCUGACUUUCAGUAUCACUUCUUGAAAAGUGGUGGCUUACGCCUUGUGUAUAGUAUGCUGACAAGAAAUAACUUUCUGCCAAAUACAGAUACCGAAACACGAAGGGGUGCUUACCUUAGUGGUCUUAAAAUAGCCAAACUCUUGCUAACUGCUAUAGGCUAUGGCCAUGUUCGAGCUGUAGCAGAAGCUUGUCAUCCAGUUGUAGAUGGUGCAGAUCCUGUAACUCCGAUUAACCAAGUUACUCAUGAUCAAGCAGUGGUGCUACAAAAUGCCCUUCAGAGCAUUCCUAAUCCAUCAUCUGAGUGCAUGCUUAGAAACAUAUCAAUACGUCUUGCUCAGCAAAUAUCUGAUGAGGCUUCAAGAUAUAUGCCUGAUAUUUGUGUACUUAGAGCCAUACAAAAAAUCAUCUGGGCAUCAGGAUGUGGGGCAUUAGAGCUAAUAUUUAGCCCUAAUGAAGAAAUCACUAAAAUUUAUGAGAUGAGCAUUAAUGCAAGCAAAGGACCAGACAUGGAAGAUGAACAGGUUUGCUGUGAAGCAUUGGAAGUGAUGACAUUAUGUUUUGCUCUAAUUCCAACAGCCCUGGAUGCUCUUAGUAAAGAAAAGUCCUGGCAGACAUUUGUCAUUAACUUAUUAUUGCACUGUCCCAGCAAAACUGUUCGUCAACUGGCACAGGAGCAGUUUUUUUUAAUGUGUACCAGAUGUUGCAUGGGACACAGGCCUCUGCUUUUCUUCAUUACUCUGCUCUUUACCAUUUUGGGGAGCACAGCAAGAGAGAGAGGUAAACAUUCAGAUGACUAUUUCACUCUUCUACGGCACCUUCUUAAUUAUGCUUACAAUAGUAAUAUUAAUGUACCUAAUGCUGAAGUUCUUCUCAACAAUGAAAUUGAUUGGCUUAAAAGAAUUAGGGAUAAUGUUAAAGACACAGGAGAAACAACAGGUAUUGAAGAGCCAGUAUUAGAAGGCCACCUUGGAGUAACAAAAGAGUUAUUGGCUUUUCAAACGCCUGAGAAAAAGUGUCAUAUUGGUUGUGAAAAAGGUGCUAAUCUCAUUAAAGAACUAAUUGAUGAUUUCAUCUUUCCUGCCUCCAAAGUUUACCUACAAUGUCUGAGAAAUGGAGAACUACCAGCUGAGCAGGCCAUCCCAGUUUGUAGUUCACCGGCCACCAUCAAUGCUGGGUUUGAACUGCUUGUAGCACUAGCUGUUGGCUGUGUAAGGAAUCUCAAACAGAUAGUAGAUUGUUUGACUGAAAUGUAUUACAUGGGCACAGCAAUAACUACUUGUGAAGCACUUACUGAGUGGGAAUAUCUACCACCUGUUGGACCCCGUCCACCGAAAGGAUUUGUGGGACUCAAAAAUGCUGGAGCUACUUGUUACAUGAAUUCUGUGAUCCAGCAGCUGUACAUGAUUCCUUCCAUCAGGAACAAUAUUCUUGCAGUUGAAGGCACAGGUAGUGAUAUAGAUGAUGAUAUGUUCAGUGAUGAGAAACAAGAGAGUGAGAGUAAUGUUGAUCCCCGAGAUGAUGUAUUUGGAUAUACUCAUCAGUUUGAGGACAAACCAGCAUUAAGCAAAACAGAAGAUAGGAAAGAGUACAAUAUUGGUGUCCUAAGACACCUUCAGGUCAUCUUUGGUCAUUUGGCUGCUUCCCGGCUACAAUACUAUGUGCCCAGAGGAUUUUGGAAACAGUUCAGGCUUUGGGGUGAACCUGUUAAUCUACGUGAACAACACGACGCCUUAGAGUUUUUUAAUUCUUUGGUGGAUAGUUUAGACGAAGCUUUAAAAGCUUUAGGACAUCCAGCUGUUCUAAGCCAAGUCUUGGGAGGGUCCUUUGCUGAUCAGAAGAUUUGCCAAGGCUGCCCACAUAGAUACGAGUGUGAAGAAUCUUUUACAACUCUGAAUGUAGAUAUCAGAAAUCACCAAAACCUUCUUGAUUCUUUGGAACAGUAUAUCAAAGGAGAUUUAUUGGAAGGUGCAAAUGCAUACCGUUGUGAAAAAUGUGAUAAAAAGGUAUGUAUUGUUUGUUAAUGCAUAGGGGGAUGCAUUGAUAGAACUGGAAAACUUCAAAGUUGUUUGUUUUUAACCUUAACAUUUACUUCUGCUUUGCUACAGUGCUAUAGGGAGGGAGUCAAGGUGAUAACUGAUUUAAAGAGUUGUCAGGGAAACAAUACUGAAAGAAAAUAAUAAUGAACCUGGAAAAAUUCUUUGA